AUGGCUCGGGGCGGGACAGGGGUGGAGGAGGCCUCCCUCCGCUCCAAUGCCCUGUCAUGGCUGGCCUGUGGAAUGCUGGCCCUCCUGGCCAAUGCAUGGAUCAUUCUCAGCAUCUCAGCCAAGCAGCAGAAACACAAACCCUUGGAACUAUUGCUCUGCUUCCUGGCUGGCACCCACAUCCUCAUGGCAGCAGUGCCCCUCACCACCUUUGCUGUGGUGCAGCUCCGACGCCAGGCCUCUUCAGACUAUGACUGGAAUGAGAGCAUCUGCAAAGUUUUUGUCUCUACUUACUACACGCUGGCCCUAGCCACCUGCUUCACUGUGGCCUCACUCUCCUAUCACCGAAUGUGGAUGGUCCGCUGGCCUGUCAACUACCGGCUGAGCAAUGCCAAGAAGCAGGCACUGCAUGCUGUCAUGGGCAUCUGGAUGGUCAGCUUCAUCCUAUCCACACUGCCUUCCAUUGGCUGGCACAACAACGGCGAGCGAUAUUACGCCCGGGGCUGCCAAUUCAUUGUCUCCAAGAUCGGGCUGGGUUUUGGGGUCUGCUUUAGCCUCCUGUUGCUUGGUGGCAUCGUCAUGGGGCUGGUGUGUGUGGCCAUCACUUUCUACCAGACACUGUGGGCCCGACCCCGUCGGGCAAGACGGGCCCGGAAAUCAGGGGGUAGAGAGGGAUCAAGAGGGGGAGGUCCUGGGGGCCUAGGAACCCGGCCAGCAUUCGAGGUUCCAGCCAUUGUAGUGGAGGAUGCCCGAGGGAAGCGUCGUUCUUCGCUGGAUGGCUCUGAAUCAGCCAAGACGUCCCUGCAGGUCACCAACUUGGUCAGCGCCAUCGUCUUUCUCUACGACUCACUCACUGGGGUGCCCAUCCUGGCAGUGAGCUUCUUCUCACUGAAGUCAGACUCUGCGCCCCCCUGGAUGGUGCUGGCGGUGCUGUGGUGCUCCAUGGUGCAGACGCUGCUCCUGCCCUCCUUCAUCUGGUCCUGCGAGCGUUACCGAGCCGAUGUGCGCACCGUGUGGGAGCAAUGUGUGGCUAUCAUGUCCGAGGAGGACGGCGAGGAUGAUGGAGCCUGCAAUGACUAUACUGAUGGACGGGUCUGCAAAAUUCGUUUUGAUGCUAACGGGGCUGCUGGGCCAGGGGGACAAGACCCCACCCAGGUGAAGAUGCUGAGUGGGAGGCACAUGCUAUUUCCUCCUCAUGAGAGAGUCCACUAUUUGCAGGUCCCAUUGUCCAGGAGACUAUCCCAUGAUGAAACCAACAUCUUCUCUGCUCCUCGUACACCUGGCUCCUUCCUGCAUAAGUGGUCAUCUUCAGAUGACAUCCGGAUAAUCCCAUCCGCAAACAGGGAACUAGGGGCACUCCGGGGCAUGGAAGAUGAUGAAGAGGAGUCUGGAGCAUUGACCAAUCUGCAUCAAUUCCUGGAAAGCAGAAUGCUAGGAGGAGGUGAAGGACCUCCAAGGGGACACGGCUUCUUCCGAGAUGAGAUCACUACCUUCAUUGAUGAGACACCUCUGCCUUCUCCAGCUGCCUCCCCAGGUCCCUCUCCCCGUCGGCCCCGGGCGUCAGGUCUCUUACCCCGUCGUCUUUCCCUAGGAUCUCCUGAUACUGGGGUAACAGGAGUGUCUACGGGGCUAUAUACAGGGCGACGGUGCUCCCUCACUGGAGUUGAGGGGGACUCACAGGCUUGGGGUGGAACUUGGGGCCCAAACACACCUAUAUUCCACCCAUUGAGCCUGUGAGCCCAUGGUGAAUCCAACAGACUUAAGAGGAAGGGAGCCUGGGGUAGAUGUCUCCCUUAACCUAGUCCUGUCUACAACUAGCAACAGACUUGAACCCAGGACAACUGUCAGCAGCAGACUUAGAAGGGAAUGGGGGAACUGGAUUUGGGGCAUCAUAGCUCUG
Molecule: messenger RNA, 1897 nt
Organism: Vombatus ursinus (common wombat)
Lineage: Eukaryota; Metazoa; Chordata; Mammalia; Diprotodontia; Vombatidae
Gene: GPR162
Product: G protein-coupled receptor 162
Exons: 4
Coding region: 1-1734 (577 amino acids)
Biological process (GO): G protein-coupled receptor signaling pathway
Cellular component (GO): membrane
Molecular function (GO): G protein-coupled receptor activity
Source: RefSeq, a predicted model, not a curated record